Molecule: messenger RNA, 1522 nt
Organism: Syngnathus acus (greater pipefish)
Lineage: Eukaryota; Metazoa; Chordata; Actinopteri; Syngnathiformes; Syngnathidae
Product: major histocompatibility complex class I-related gene protein-like
Exons: 7
Coding region: 105-1223 (372 amino acids)
Biological process (GO): immune response
Cellular component (GO): external side of plasma membrane
Source: RefSeq, a predicted model, not a curated record
ACUGGGACGUUUUAUAAAAAUACUUCCUUGUGUCUUAUCAGUAAAGUAGUGUAGCUACGCCCCCCAAGCUCACAGUUGAGCUCAAACGAUAUCACGUGCUAAGGAUGAAGAGCACGAUGAACAACAUCUUGACGUUGCUGCUCGCCUUGGCUCUAUGGGGUGUGCAGGACACAUCUGCAGACAGACAUUCUUUGAAAUUCUUCCUCACGGCAACUUCUGGUGUGAAAAACUUCCCCGAGCUUGUGAGCACUGCUGAGGUGGACGGCGUCCGGGUGGGCUACUCCGAUAGCGACAUCCAGUCGGUGAAACCCAAACAGGAAUGGAUGCAGCAGCUGGUCCGGGAUUUUCCGAAACACCUGGACUGGUACAAGUACAGGUGCUUACACUACCAGCUCGUCUACAGGGAUUUCCUCAAGGAUUUGAGUCCCCGCUUAAACCAGUCUGGAGGCAGCCAUGUUUUCCAGCGGAUGAGCGGUUGCGAAAUUGACGAUGAGAGCGGCGAGGUCGUGGGCUACAACCAAUUCGGCUUUGACGGAGAAGACUUCAUCGUGCUGGACCUGGAGACGCUGACGUGGAUGGCGCCCUCCCCCCAGGCCUUCACCACCAAGCUUAUUUGGGACAGGGAGAAGGAGAGACUGGAGCACAACAGAGACUACUAUAAAGUCACGUGCCCGGAGUGGCUGAAGAUGUACGUGGACUAUGGGAAGAGUGUCCUGCAGAAAAAAGAGCUUCCCUCGAUGGCUCUCCUCCAGAAGACACCCACCUCGAUGGUCUGUUGCCACGCCACGGGCUUUUACCCCAGACUAGCCAUGAUGUUCUGGAGGAGAGGCGGCGAGGAGAUCCACGAACAUAUGGAACAUGGCGAGCUCCUGCCCAACCAUGAUGGAACCUUCCAGAUGAGCGUGAACCUGAACGUGUCAGCGGUGCCGCUCGCUGAGUGGCCCGAUUACGAGUGUGUUUUUCAGUUCGGUGGUGUCAAGGAGCAGCUGGUCAUCAAACUGGACCAAGACGCCAUCCAAAGCAACUGGAUUCCUCCCCAAAAGGUUCCGGCCGCUGUGGUCAUCGGAGGCGUGGUCGGGUUACUGCUGAGCCUUCUGGCGGCCGCCGCCGCCGUGGGAUGUUACAUCCGGAAAAGAAACGCUAACGGCGAAUUUCAGGCUGUUGACGCGGGCCCGGAAUUCGCCCAAUCCCACGUAGACGGCGGGCGAACGCCAUUUAAGUGAACUUGAUUGAUCUGCAUCGAGGGAGUACACAAUUCUUUGUGUGUGAUAUCUAGUUAUCAUAUCAAGGGAAAAACAAUUUGUUGGGAGCUAAUUUUUGGUUAUCCUUUUUCACAAUCUUACAUUUUAAUUCAAUGUUUUCUCAUGCAUAUCGUUGGACACCUCUACUUGAUAAACCAAUGACAAUUCGCAUACGGGGAUUAAGGCCCCCCCCCGAAAUGUAAACAAGAUGGAACUGCAUGCUGUCUGCAUUGCAUCGGAAGACAUUAAAUACAAUUCAAAUAAAACUUUCAAGACUAUGA